UGUGCAUAAAAAGUAAGCAUUGUCCGACAAGUUGCCACGUACACCAGUCACUGGUCUAUAGUUACAAUUUAAGAUACUUGAAUAUUAGUUUUACACGAAAUUCGUUUUUAAUAAAAUGUCGUGUGGUGAAGAACAUUUGUCAGAUAAUACAGAAAACUUCGAACGGUUAUACUCAAUAAACAUCGACGGUAGUAUUCCAUUUUAUGCAUACAGAUCCAAAAACACCGGCAUCACUGUAUGUAUUGCAGAAACACACGGUCCAUUUAUCAAUGGAGAUGUUAAUAUUGUGACAGAAACAUUUGAUAACGAUGGUCUUCCUUUCGCAAUGGAGCAUCUUAUUUUCAUGGGCAGCGACGAUUACCCUUACAAUAAUAUUUUGCAAGUAUGGGGUGAUAGAAUACUAUCAGAUAACAUUAAAGCAUUUGGUCUCCAAACUCACACUUGUUUUUCUAUGAGAGCAGCUGGUAGCGAAGCAUUUCUUACUUUAAUGCCAACAUAUCUAAACCACAUACUUUACCCUACUUUAGAGGAUACAGCAUAUCUUGUAGAAGUACAUCAUAUUACUGGAAAAGGCCACAAUGCCGGUACAGUUUAUUGUAAAACCCAGGCUAAGGAACGUACAGCAAAUUUUGUAUUACAUAAAAAAAUGUUAGGAGUUCUCUAUCCAGGAAAAUGUGGAUAUAAGUCACUUCUAGCAGGUACAACAAAAAAUUUGCGCGAAAGUACUACUAAUGAAAAAGUCAAACAGUUUCACAGAAAGUUCUACAGGCCAGAAAACUUGACUAUAUUGAUAACGGGUAACAUAAACCACAGUCAAAUUUUUCAAGCGUUAGUGCCUUUAGAACAGAAAAUAAUGUCGAAGAAAAGAAAUGAUAUAUUUGAGAGACCUUGGCAAAAUCCAAUUGAAUCAUUCAAGAAAAGCGCAGAAGUGGAAGUCAUUUUUCCAUCCAUGGACAAAACAUAUGGCCAAGUACAUGUUGCUUGGCGGGGACCGUCAGCAAUUACUCAGGAGUACGACUAUACCACUUGUCUAGCACUUUUAGAAUAUAUCGCGCAAACAAACAAUAGUCCGUUAAGGACAAUUUUUGGUGAAUUUAGUGAUCAAUGUCGUAUUACGUGGUUUUCGUUUAAAUGGUCAGUUCCAUUUUUGGAUAUUAUUUUUGAAAACGUACCAAUAAACCAAAUUGAUUUGAUCACAAAAGAGUCUAUUCAUAAGGUAUUUACGGAAGUAUAUACCAAUGGUAUAAAUAUGAAAAUAAUGAAAAGUUUAAUUCGCAAAUCAUUGAUUAACUACCGAAAUGAAUUUGAACUAAAUCCGCAUAAAUACAUCUCACACUGUCUUUUUCAAUAUUUAGUAUACGAGAAUAUUGAUAAUUUAGAACAACGGUUAAAGAAUAUUCUACGCGAAAUAGAAAAGUUGGUAAACGAGCCUGACCAGCAUUUUUUAGAUCUACUUAAACAUUAUUUUAUCGAUGCACCGAUGGUUAUCGUGACAGGCAAACCUAGUUUCGACGAGUAUUUUAAGUUGAAAGAAGAAGAAAAACAUGUAACCGAGCAAAACACAAACUUCGGCCAAAAAGGUUUAAAGCAAAAAGAAAAAAAGCUUAAGCAGGCUAUCAAAGAAGUAAAAAAAGAUGUGCCUAAAGAAGUAUGGGCAAAAAUGAUUAUACCUGGCAUAGAAUCAAUCACUUUUCAUGACAUUCAGAGAUAUAACACGGAAACGCUCGAGCAACAUCCUAAAUUCGAUGUUAAAAGACUGCCAUUUUUUAUCUAUUUAGAUCAUGUCAAUACAAAUUUCUUUUAUUUACAAGUUAUUAUGGAUACUUCUUCUAUUAGUCUGGAAAAUAAACUUUAUAUUCCGUUGUUGGCGGAAGUACUUUUAGAAUCUCCCGUAAAUAGAGGAAAUCAACUGAUUUCUAACGAAGAACUAAAAGAUUUUUUACUUGAUGAUAAUAUAGAAGUUCACUCUCCUCGUGGCAUCGAUUUUUCGCACAAUGCUCAUACUCUGUCUUUACUGAUUCAGGUUGAAUUACAAAAUUAUGAAAAAAGUGUACAGUGUUGUAAAGAGUUUUUAUGUGAAACUAUAGUAACGGUCGAAAGUUUAAAAAUAGCACUAACACGAUUACUAGACAAACAUGGAAACAUAAAAGAUGAAGUAUUUGCAAUGACUUUAAUGGAUACAUUGUUAUACACGGACGGCAAGCUCCAGCUUAUAUACAGCCCGUUGUGGCAGUAUAAGUUUUUCUAUGAUGUCAAAAAACGCCUAGAUACCGAUGUAGGGCAGAAAGAAGUGUUAGCACACAUCGAAUCUGUUCGACAAGCGCUGACUUCGCCGAAAAAUAUGUUUAUGUACAUGGGCGUCAAUGUUGAUAAAUUAACGGAACAUGUUCCAGAUGUUUAUGCCCCAUGGACUAAAUANUUUGCAGAUUUUAUGAACUUUGAGAAAACGAAGAUUAAAAUCACUUCUAUGUCAAACGUUCGUACGCCUUCUACUAGUUUUACUUACAACGGGUAUAUUAUGGAGGUAGUAGAAACAGAUACUACGGUUUUACUUCAAUCUUGUCCGUGCAUAAAUGAUUUUCAACAUUCCGAUUUGCCAGCUUUGGAAGUGUGUCUGACUUAUCUUACGCAAGAAGAAGGACCUUUAUGGGAACUUCGACAAGAGCUUGCUGACUUCAAUCUUUUCACGACGGUGGACGAUGGGAUCUUAACUUUAAAGUUGGUUUCAACUACAAACGUAGUAGCUGCGUACAACAAAAUUAAGUCGAUAGUGGAUGCACAUGUUCGUAAAAACAAAUGGAAGUACUAUUUCUACGAAAAAGCUAAAUCGUCAGUCAUCUUGAAGAAUAUCAACAUGAUAGAUUCCAUAAAGAAUGUGAUGAAUGCAUCGGUGACGUCGUACUGUAAAAAUAUGCCACAUAAUUAUAUUUAUCAAAUGGUACGGAGCGUUUACGCCGUUAGUAUAGGUGACAUGAGCCGUGUGACAAUUCGAUACAUCAGACCAUUGUUUGACCCUAAAAACUGCAAAACUGCCAUUGUAUGUAAUACUAAAAAAAGUGCCGAAAUAAUAGAAGCUUUCCAAAAAAUUUCAAUGAAGUUUAAGUUUGACGUAGUUAAAAGCGUGGAAGUAUAUAACUGUAUUAAAAACAGAAUUUUAGAAGAUGUAUAACUUCUACAGUUUUAUGUGAUAUGUGUAUUGUUUAACGGUUAGUUCGAAAAAUGUGUGAAAUGUUUUAAAUCAAAAACUAUUUAUUAAACAGAUAUACAGUGUAAGACGUUGUGAUUUUAAUUUGUAUAGUAACGUGUACGUAAUAUAAAUAUGCAAAGUAUUAUUUAUUUGGUAAUAAAUAAUACGUAGUAAAAUUAUGUAUGUAAUGUAUAUACGUUUAGAACAGUAACAUGAGUGUAUAAAAAAUAAAUUUCAUUUAAUUCAAUGCUUCUGGCGUCAAUGUUAGUUCCAUAACUUAGAAGUAAUUUAGUAAAUUCCAUUUUCUUAUUUUCAAUCGCAUUGUGAAGCGGAGUUGUGCCAUGGUGAAUUUUAGCAUCAAUGGUAGCACCUCUGUUAAAAAGCAUCUUAACAAUUUCUAUGUCACCAUUUAUAACAGCAAAAUAAAGUGGAGUAUUAGAAGGGGUUUUGAAUUUGCUGUUAACUCUAGAACCGUUUGUUAAAAGUAGUUUCCUAAUAUCUGUAUGGUUUUUUUCAAUAGCAUCACGAAGUAAAACAUAUCCUUCCGACCAUGCUUGUGAAUAAGAUAGUCCAAAAGAAUUAAUUAACUCCUUUGCUCUUUCUAGUUCUCCUUUACGAACUGCACGAAUUAAACUGGUGUAGCUUGUAUGAUCAUAGGCCAUGAUGAAAGUAGUACUCAUCUCGCAUCUGCUUAAGGGUUUAAGUUUUAGUUUUGG
Messenger RNA from Pseudomyrmex gracilis, 3903 nucleotides. RefSeq lists its product as uncharacterized. NCBI's taxonomy places the organism in Eukaryota, Metazoa, Arthropoda, Insecta, Hymenoptera, Formicidae. The transcript is spliced from 14 exons. Gene Ontology annotation, molecular function: metal ion binding. The coding region runs from base 116 to 3169 and encodes 1017 amino acids. The record is from RefSeq and is a predicted model, not a curated record.